Messenger RNA from Perca flavescens (yellow perch), 2028 nucleotides. RefSeq names its product patched domain-containing protein 3-like. NCBI's taxonomy places the organism in Eukaryota, Metazoa, Chordata, Actinopteri, Perciformes, Percidae. The record is from RefSeq and is a predicted model, not a curated record. The coding region runs from base 75 to 1844 and encodes 589 amino acids. Gene Ontology annotation, cellular component: membrane. The transcript is spliced from 4 exons.
UUUGGUUGGAAAGCUUUAUUAAUUUGGUCUCAAAUAUAUCAUCAACUUCUAUUCAGGUGUCAUACUCCACCUCCAUGUCAAUGCAAUGGGAAUUUAAAAAAUCACCAGCUUCCGUCAUCUAUUCAUUCUCCAUCACCUAUGCCAUUGCCAUCACAUUUUCGAUCAUAUCAUGUUGGAGGGUGGAUAAUGUGAGGACAAAGGUGUGGGUGGCAUCUUGUGGGGUGCUCUCCACAGGUCUGGCAGUCCUGAGCGGUUUUGGUGCGCUGUUGUUGCUGGAUCAACCUUUCGUCAUGACAGUUGCCUCCUGUCCUUUCAUGAUAUUAGGUAUUGGACUGGAUGAUAUGUUUAUCAUGAUCUCUUGCUGGCAGAGGACCCGUGUUCUGGACAGCGUCCCCGCCCGGCUGGCCGACACCUACAAGGAUGCUGCCGUCUCUAUCUCCAUCACCUCCCUGACCGACGCUCUUGCUCUUUUACUUGGCUGCUGCUCGCCCUUUGGUUCAGUCCGGUCCUUCUGCCUGUACGCAGGGAUUUCUAUCUGCUUCUGCUAUCUGUACAGCAUCACCUUCCUGGGGGCGUGCAUGGCUUUGAACGGACAGAGAGAAGCAGAGAACAAGCACUGGUUCACCUGUGCCAAGAUCUCAGAAGACUUACCAUCCAGGAAUUCAAAAGUCCUUAGUAUAUGCUGUGUUGGGGGGAGCUACGAUCGAAUGACAGAGAAGGAGGAAACUGACCCAGUGAGUAACAUGUUUGAGCACUUCUACGGCCCAAUGCUGACCCACAAACUGAUGAAAGCUUGUGUAUUUGUAAUUUAUGCAGGCUAUCUGGCUGUAGGCAUUUAUGGUUGUUUUAUCUUAAAGGAAGGACUUGAUAUCAGGAAUCUGGCUUUGGAUGAUUCCUACAUCAUCGAUUACUACAACAAUCAAAGGCAGCACUUCUCUGAAUAUAGCUGUAACGUGAUGGUAGCAGUGAAGCGGCCCUUCCCAUACUGGGAUGAGGAUGAACAAAAGCAUCUGCUCUCAUGCAUUUCAGAUUUUGAGAGUUUGAACUUUGUCAGCGGCACUUUAGCUUGGUUUCUUCCCUUUCUACAAUAUGCAAACGCAUCCGAUCUCGAUGUAAGUUCUCAACAGGCUUUCCACACAUAUCUGCGACAUUUCUUAGAACUCCAGUCCAUGUUCAAACAAGACAUCAACUUCACUGCAGACAAUACGAUUCAGGCCUCUCGCUUUUUUAUUCAGACGCUCAACAAAGUCCCAACAAAGGACAUGAUGAUUGGACUCAGGAAAACAGCAGAGGAAUGUCCAGUAGAGCUACUGGUGUACCACCCUGCUUUCAUCUACUUUGACCAGUACGCUGUCAUUAUGGACAACACCAUUCAAACCAUCCUGGUGGCUGUGAUCGUGAUGCUGGUCGUCUCACUCGUCCUGAUACCCAAUCCUCUUUGUUCCCUGUGGGUGGCCUUUGCAAUUUGUUCAGUCAUUGUUGGUGUGACAGGGUUCAUGGCACUGUGGGGUGUAAACCUGGACUCCAUCUCUAUGAUCAACCUGCUGAUGUGCAUUGGUUUUUCUGUAGACUUCUCAGCACACAUUUCUUACUCUUUUGUCUCCAGCUCCCAGAGUGAUGUGAAUAAGAAAGCUAUGAAUGCAUUGGCCCAUCUAGGCUAUCCGAUACUGCAAGGAGCACUGUCAACUAUUUUAGGAGUGGCGGUGCUGUCCAUGUCUGGGAGUUACAUCUUUAGGACAUUCUUUAAGAUUGUGUUUCUUGUGAUUACAUUUGGGCUGCUCCACGGCUUAGUGUUCAUUCCAGUGUUUCUGACUCUGUUUGGAGCCUGUGGGAAUUGGUGUUAAAGUAGGGUUGUCCAGUUUAUAAAUGACAUUUCAAAGGCAAACUGAAAUUUGAAUUCUUCACUUUUUGUGUCAAGAAAUAUAAUCUACAAUGAUACUGCAGUUAUUUUUCAGAAGAUAAAAUAUUUGGACAUACUUGUGGAAAAAACAACCUGUUAUCUCUGCUACACCGACGAUUGUGAUUGGU